Molecule: messenger RNA, 528 nt
Organism: Neomonachus schauinslandi (Hawaiian monk seal)
Lineage: Eukaryota; Metazoa; Chordata; Mammalia; Carnivora; Phocidae
Product: NADH dehydrogenase [ubiquinone] 1 alpha subcomplex assembly factor 4-like
Exons: 1
Coding region: 1-528 (175 amino acids)
Biological process (GO): mitochondrial respiratory chain complex I assembly
Cellular component (GO): mitochondrion
Source: RefSeq, a predicted model, not a curated record
AUGGGGGCCUCGGUGUCUCGCGCAAUCAGGAAUUUCAACCUAGAGAGCCAGGCGGAACUGGAAAUCAGCAAGAUGAAGCCCUCUCCGGCUCCCAGGCACCGCUCCACCAAGAGCCUCCUGCGAGAGCAGAUAAGCUGCCAUCCAGAAAUUAAGGAAGAAAUUGCUAGAAAAGAUGACAAACUGCUGUCUUUACUAAAAGAUGUGUAUGUUGAUUCCAAAGAUCCGGUGUCUUCUCUGCAGGUAAAAGAUGGUGGAACACGUCAAGAGCCAAAGGAGUUCAGAUUGGCAAAAGGCCGUGACUUUAACAUGAUGAGUAUCAAGAACAUUCCCAAAGGCAAAAUUUCCAUUGUAGAGGCAUUGACACUUCUCAAUAAUCAUAAACUUUAUCCAGAAACAUGGACUGCUGAGAAAAUAGCAGAAGAAUACUAUCUAGAACAGAAAGAUGUAAAAUCCCUUCUCAAAUAUUUUGUUACUUUUGAAGUCAGAAUCUUCCCUCCUGAAGACAAGAAAGUGUUACCAUCAAAAUGA